AUGUUUAAAGCCAGACUUUUAAACACUCAGUUCAGGAGUUUCAGUACCAGUAUAAAGUUGGCCAAUAAACAAUCUAAAGCUAAGAUUGAUUCACAUUUAGAAUAUUUAUCGAAAUUUUAUUCACCAGAAUUAUUGCAAAGUAUUAAAAUCACCGAAUCAUUAGUUGAACCUGAUGCAUUAUUGAAAUUAAGUAAACAAGGUAUCAAUGCCAAAUCAGCCAAUCCACCUAAAGAAUCAAUCGAUUUCACUAAAAAUGAUCCAAAAUGGGAUGAACCAAUCUUAUAUCCAAAUCAACCUAAUAAACAAGCACCAUACCCUGCUAUACCACAAAUUCAAGCAGCUGAUAGAACUGAUUUAAAAUUAAGAUUUAAACCUACUGAAGAGAAAAGAGUGAAUCCUUUAAAGACACAUGCCCAAAUUGCUGAAGGAUUAGCCAAAUUAACUGGAUUAGAUGAAAGUUAUAUCAAAAGAUUACAAAUAAGACCUAUCGUAAUGAAAAGAGUUAGUUGUCAAACAUCUAAAGGUAAAAUUCCAAAUUUCUAUGCAUUAACCGUUGUUGGAGACAAAAACGGUAUGGUUGGUUUAGGUGAAGGUAAAUCAAGAGAUGGUAUGAGAACUGCAUUAAUCAAAGCUCAUUGGAAUGCUGUUAAGAAUUUAAAACCUGUUAAAAGAUAUGAAAAUAGAACCAUUGUUGGUGAUAUUUCGUUAAAAUAUCAUGCUGUUAAAUUAUUUAUCAAAUCAGCUCCUCAAGGUUUUGGUUUAAGAGUUAAUUCUAACAUUUUCGAAAUUUGUCAAGUUGCUGGAAUUGAAGAUUUAAGAGGUAAAGUUUAUAAAUCUAGAAACCCCAUGAAUGUCGUCAAAGCUUUCUAUCAUGCUAUAACCAAUCAAACUUCUUUAGAAGAUAUAGCUGCUGGUAGAGGUAAGAAGUUAGUAGACUUAAGAAAAGUCUAUUAUUCUGCUUAG
This is a messenger RNA of Yamadazyma jaroonii, 963 nucleotides long. Lineage: Eukaryota; Fungi; Ascomycota; Pichiomycetes; Serinales; Debaryomycetaceae. The record is from the annotation of a GenBank genome assembly.